AAACUAAAACUUCACUCAAACUCAUCUGUUUCUUGUACAAUCCGGGAAAAGGAAGAGCCAGCCAGCAAGGAGAAGGCCAAGAAAGCAUGAAGCUGGACAAGGAGAUCUGCCACCCCAUCCACCCUCAGCACAAGCUCAAGAUCGAAUACACCGAAGUCCCGUUUCGCUGCGAUGGCUGCAAGGAAGCAGGCAUCGGCCUCAAGUACAAGUGCGACUUGUGUGAUUUUGAUCUCCACAAGGCAUGCGCCCUUGCACCAGCCACCAUCAAGCAUGCCUUCUACAAGAGAUGCGAAUUCCGAUUCUAUAGCAAGCCUCCUGGCCUGGGGAUGAGGAUAUGUGAUGCAUGCGGGAAGGAUGUGCCGGGCUUUGUGUACCAUUGCAGCAGGUGUGGUUUCGACCUCCAUCCAUGCUGCGCAAACCUCCCGCAGCAACUCGAUGAUGGGGAGCACAACUUUUAUCUUUGCCUCAAGCUCUCGAGCCCUUGCCACCGCUGCGGGCGCAAGGGGUUGGGCUGGUCAUACAGAUCUGAGUGCAAGAACUACAACCUUCAUGUGUCAUGCGUCAAAGAACUGCUUGCGGAAAGCUGGCAAGCUAUAUAUCUGAACUUGGACAAGAACAAGGUCAGAGAGAUUCAACCAAGGAUUCCAAGCCUUCGAGGGACAAUGCAGAACCACCACAGGGGGAGAGUGGGGAAGGUAAGAAGAUGCUGCCAGAUUGCCAGCGGUGCACUCCGUAUUAUCAUCUCAGCCAUCCUUGGAGAUCCAACAGCUAUAAUUGCUGCAGUUAUAGGGGCUUUCAUAUCCAAGUAGAAAUUAGUAUUCAUGAUAACAAGUUCAAGAUCAUUGAUGUCUGUUGCUCUGUUCUUAAUUAUGUUGGUAUUAAGUAUGUUGGUUAUGUGUUGCUUGUUUAUGGCUAUCGUCUUGUAUACAUCCUGUGAUCCGAAAUGAAUAAAGGGUGCUGAAAUGACCUUAAAACAUU
Messenger RNA from Phoenix dactylifera (date palm), 978 nucleotides. RefSeq names its product protein VACUOLELESS GAMETOPHYTES-like. The record is from RefSeq and is a predicted model, not a curated record. NCBI's taxonomy places the organism in Eukaryota, Viridiplantae, Streptophyta, Magnoliopsida, Arecales, Arecaceae.